This is a messenger RNA of Daktulosphaira vitifoliae (grape phylloxera), 1924 nucleotides long. Its product is annotated as transmembrane emp24 domain-containing protein bai-like. Lineage: Eukaryota; Metazoa; Arthropoda; Insecta; Hemiptera; Phylloxeridae. Bases 321 to 950 code for a protein of 209 amino acids. Gene Ontology annotation, biological process: endoplasmic reticulum to Golgi vesicle-mediated transport; Golgi organization; intracellular protein transport. The transcript has 5 exons. The record is from RefSeq and is a predicted model, not a curated record. Gene Ontology annotation, cellular component: endoplasmic reticulum-Golgi intermediate compartment; COPII-coated ER to Golgi transport vesicle; Golgi apparatus.
UUUAUCACAUUUACACGUUAUUACUGGAUUAUAGAUAAUAUUAUUUAUCUUAAAAUUUACACGUUAUUCUAUAUUUUCAAUAUUCCGGCAUAGAGUUGAUGUGUGUAUACAAUAUCGAUGACGAAUUUAAGAUCUAGCCUUGUUAUUGUGUAUAUUUAAUUGAUUUAACUUGUCUUAAUUUCCAGUUUAAUUUGUACUGUUAAUUUAGUCUAAUUUUGUUAAACUAUAUUAAUUUAUUAUACUGGUUAAACUUUACUAGUACUUUUUUUUUUUAAUGAAUAGUAGUCAUUUCACUCGUAAAUUUUUGAAUACCUAUUAAAAUGAAAGUUUUUUUUAAUGAAUUAUUAUUUACUUUGAUGUUAUCGUCUAUGGUAACCCUGGUUUAUGGAAUAAGAUGGCACAUGAAGCCAAAUACUGAAAAAUGCCUUAAAGAAGAACUCAGACAAAAUGUUUUGGUAAAGGGCGAAUAUGAAGUGGCACCAGUUGAAGGCCAAAAGAUUGAUUAUAUAGUUAGAGAUUCAAAAAAUCAUAUAUUAUCACAAAAAGAAGAUAUUACUACAGGCAAAUUUACUUUCAGUGUUGAAAACUAUGAUAUGUUUGAAAUAUGUUUUAUUUCUAAAGUAACAGGCAAUCAUAGAGGUUUUGUGCAAGAAGUUUAUUUAGAUAUUAAAACUGGCGUCGAAGCAAAAAAUUAUGAAGGGAUUGCUGAAGCUUCAAAACUGAAACCUCUUGAACUAGACUUGAAACGUCUUGAAGAUAUGUCACAAUCUAUAGUACUUGAUUUUGAAGACAUGAAAAAACGAGCUGAUGAAAUGCGUAAUACCAAUGAAUCUACUAACAAAAGAGUAUUUUAUUUUGGAAUGUUGAGUAUGAUAUGCUUAAUUGGUUUUGCAACAUGGCAAAUAUUUUAUUUAAAAAGAUAUUUUAAAGCAAAGAGACUGAUUGAAUAAUCGAAAAUUUGUAAUUUGUUAUUGGCCAGUUUGGCAGCAACAUCAAGUAAAAAGCUUAUUCAUUAUUCUAUCCCACCUAAAAAUUAUUAAAAAUGUUGUAUUAUUUGUUAUUUAAUUUAUUGUACAUCAUAAAAUUUAAUAUUAAAAUCUAGUUCUUAUAAAAAAUGUUUAAAUUUAGAAUAGUCUUGAAAUUUUACUGUCAUUAUAUUGUUUAAGGUAUCUCAGUUAUCAAUUCAUCGAUAGUAAAUAUUUGAAAUAAUUAUUUUUAUACAUAAUUAAAAUAUAUUAAAUAAUAUAUUUAUAAUCCUUCAACAAGAUAAAAGUAAUCCAUUCACUAUUUGUAGGUUGAAAAUAAACGGGUUUUAUAUUUUCAUACUACAACGACAGCAAAAAUCUUAAUUUUUAGUUAGCAUAUUAUUAAUAUUUAUAUAUAAGUGGAACACAUUUAACUGACAACUUUUGUUACUUUUGAUCUAAUAAUAAUUUCACUGUAUUUCUUUUUUAUGAUUAUUUAGUUUUAAUAAUAAACAUUUUUUUCAAAAUUUCAAAAUAGUUUAUUGUUUAGAGCUUUACUUACCAAAAUAUUUGAUAGGUCAACCACAGCUUUAACAUCUUUGGAUAAGUAUUUAUUGAGAUACAAGCAUUUGAAUACAUAGUAUGGGUAUGUUACAUGGGUCAAGUAUGAAUUAUAAAUAUGUAUUAGUACUUGUACUCGCGUUCAUAUUUCAUCGCAUACAACUUAAUAAGUACUUGUCUUAAAGUUUUUUAUCAACUAAUAAACAUUUUUUGUAAGAAAAACUCUAAAAGAAUAGGCUAUUUUAAAAGGUUAAAAAAAAUUUUAAUUAAAAAAUAUCUUUAUUUUUCUUUUUAACUAAUAAAAAAGAAUAGUAAAUUAUGCUUUUAAAAUAGUAUAAGAAUUCAAAAACUAUUAAUAAAUAAAAUUACAGCAAAAUUAAUUAUAACAACAAUUUAAA